Messenger RNA from Sciurus carolinensis (gray squirrel), 3908 nucleotides. RefSeq names its product mitochondrial ribosomal protein S35 (gene Mrps35). Gene Ontology annotation, molecular function: structural constituent of ribosome. The transcript has 8 exons. The coding region runs from base 45 to 1019 and encodes 324 amino acids. NCBI's taxonomy places the organism in Eukaryota, Metazoa, Chordata, Mammalia, Rodentia, Sciuridae. Gene Ontology annotation, biological process: mitochondrial translation. Gene Ontology annotation, cellular component: mitochondrial small ribosomal subunit. The record is from RefSeq and is a predicted model, not a curated record.
GGCACGCAGCAGGCUUGUUCCCUCCCGCUUGCCGUCCGCACAGCAUGGCGGUCGCCGUGUUCCGGCUCUGGCUAGACCUGCAGCCGUGGGUCAGGACUCUGCGUGCCUUCUCCACCGCGGUAUCCCCGACCACUCAUGCUUCCAGGCCUGGCCUGCGUACAACAGAAAGAACAUCCAAAAGUGAAAGGCAGCUGAGAAGAAAGGCACUGCCUCCUAGGACAGAGAGAAUGGCUGUUGACCAGGACUGGCCUAGUGUUUACCCUGUUGCAGCACCAUUUAAACCCUCCACAGUACCUCUACCUGUUCGAAUGGGUUAUCCAGUAAAAAAGGGCGUGCCUAUGGCAAAGGAGGGAAAUCUGGAACUUUUAAAGAUCCCCAAUUUUCUGCAUUUGACUCCUGUAGCUAUUAAAAAACACUGUGAAGCUCUUAAAGAUUUCUGUACUGAAUGGCCAACUGCACUAGACAGUGAUGAGAAAUGUGAGAAGCAUUUUCCAAUUGAAAUUGACACAGCUGAUUAUGUUUCAUCAGGACCAUCUAUUCGAAACCCCAAAGCUCGAGUAGUAACCUUAAGGGUGAAACUUUCCAGUUUGAAGUUAGAUGAUCAUGCAAAGAAGAAACUUAUUAAACUUGUAGGAGAACGAUACUGCAAGACCACAGAUGUACUUACCAUCAAAACAGAUAGGUGCCCUUUAAAGAGACAGAAUUAUGAUUAUGCGAUGUAUCUACUAACAGUUUUAUACCAUGAGUCUUGGAAAACUGAAGAAUGGGAAAAAUAUAAGACUGAAGCAGACAUGGAAGAAUAUAUAUGGAAAAAUAGUGCCUCAGAAAAAAAUAUUCUGGAAACGCUUCUUCAAAUUAAAGCUGCUGAGAACACAGAAGUAAAUACAGAAGAGCUCCUUGGUACUAAAGAAGUUGAAGAAUACCAAAAAUCUGUUGUUACUCUUAAGAAUGAGGGGGAAAAUGAAACUACCCUUUCUCAAUACAAAGAAUCGGUGAAGAGAAUAUUAAAUUUGGCAUGAAUGAUGAAGUAGAAAAACCUGCUUUGAUUUAUUAGUUUUAUGAUAUAUGUAAUCAAUAUCUAAUUUGAUAUAAAAGUGAAAAUGUUUAAAAACCAUUGUUUUACAUCAGAGUUAAAAUUAUCCCUUUCAUUCUACUAUGUGAUGACAAUGAUUAUUUCCAAGUUUUUUAGUUUAUGUACUGGGUUAAUUAGACUAAUCACAGGAUCUCUGUGAUUUCUCUGGUUCUAAUUUUGAUUUUAUUUUUGCAUAACAACUUUGAUAUUCAUACAUUUACAUGUAUUUAAGUAUUAUUUUGUCACCUGUCACAUUUCUUUCCUCUCAGAUUGGUAUUUAGUGAUUGCUUUUGAAAAAUGAUUUGGUUAUUUGGAAAGCUAGACCCAGAACCCAGCCCCUUCACUUGUAGCUCAGUGCUGUUCCCAUGCCUAUUAGCCUUACAAUCGAGCUUACACUAUCACCAAUUCUGGGUUGAAACAGAUCCUCAAGAGUACUUUCUAAUCCAAAAAGUUUGUUCAUCUCUCCCUUUAAGGGUUUUUAUGUUGUUUCAACUCUGUUUAGCAUUCUACGUUCUAUAUUCUAGAGGUCAUUUUGCCAGACCCAAGUUAGCAGAAAAAUACAAGUGGAUAUUAACUGGUAUUCAUCUCUCUGGUGGCCCAGUUAGAGAUGCCACAGCUUGAGAAAGAGGUAAGGAAUAGGACGUUGAAUUUCACUGGAGUAAGUGGCAAAAUGAAAACUGCUCUAAAAAAAUCCCAUUCAAUUUAGCUUCAAUUUGGUCUUUGGUUUUGGUUUUGGUUUUGGCGCUGGGGUUUCAACUCAGGGCCUCCUGCAUGCUUAAGUAACAGCCCCAACUCAGUACUUUGAAGUAUAUCUGCGAGUCAUCUUUUACCACUUCCAAAAUUUUUAAUGGCCAAUUAAUUUAAAAUCACAGUGAAGGAAUUAUUGAGAGUUUACUUGUCCAAUGGAUGUAUUUUGCCUAACAGAAUUAGAGAAUAUAUAUGAAAGUCAAAAGUAAUUUCAAACCAAUUGUCUAAAAGAUUUGUAAAAUGAAAGUGUGAUUUGGUAGUAGUAAACCCAAGAGUCCACAGGUUAUAAAAAGGAUGAAAAUGUGACCUGGAGUACAAAAAAAAAAAAAAAAAAGCAGUAUGUUUUGUUCCAUUGGAUGGAGACAGUGAAUGAAAUGCAAGACAGAUAAAAAUGACUUUUUCAAUCAUGUUAGAGCAUACUUGAAGAAAUAUAUAAAAAAUUUGUGGUAUAAAGGAAGACAUACAGACAGGGUUUAAAAAGGAAAUAUUUUGAAAGAAAUAGAAGCCAAGGUGGUGAAAAUUUGCCAACAUGUCAAGAGGCAUCAGUUAGGGUGUUGUAAUCAUUCAGUGCGGAUGAAAGGAAAUAGAGAUGUGUAAUGAAGAAUUUGAUCUUGCCAAAGACAGAUCUGGCCUUUGCCCUCUGCCUCUGGGAGGCAAUCUAAGUCGUACCUAUUAGGGGUGUCUUUAUUUUGGGUGGGAGCCAGCCCCCAAAGAUCUGAGGGUGGGGUCAGCCAUGCCAGAAAGACCAACUCAUGAUUCAGGGGGCAGGUUUUGAGUAACAUGGUAUCAGUCCACCUGGCAGCUGAGACCAAGUACCCCUGCAUUCUAAUCAGUUAUACUUGUGUGAUGGAGCCCCAAUAAAAAGAUUGGACAUGAAAGCUCAGGCAAGCAUCUCUGGUUAUCAGUAUUCUGUGCAAUUGUCACCCACUGAAACUGGGACAGCAACGUGUCCUGACUUCAGAGGGAGAAGUCCAGAAGAAAUUUCCUGGACUUCAACCUGGUGGGGUCUUUAGCCCCCUUGCUCUUUCGACCAGCGACAAGGGAAGGGAGCACUCCCCAACAAGGCCAGACCCAGAAAGGUGGGGCCGACUGACCACCCCCACCCAUCCCUCUGGGCGGAGGACAAUCAGACACAUCAGGGAGACCAGUCACAGCAGGAACUUGUUUAUUGAGGAAGUCACUCAGCAAAAUGUAGGGUGAAGCCUAGGCGAGAACCAAUCAGCUUAAAGGUCAGCAAGGCAUGGGGGGGUUCACGCAGGUGAGAGUCCCAUAGGACUAUAUGGCAAGCACCAGCUGAUCACGUUCACGGAACUGUUGUUAACCAAUCCCUGACGGUGGUCUGAUUUAUCGUCAUUAACUUUUGAAACCGCCUUUGAGGCCGUGAUCUUGCUCACCCGCUAGGAAGUAAGGAGUCAACCUGAGUUAGUUAACGUGUCAUUAGUCCCAUCAUCAACCUAUGUGCUUCUCCCAUGAGUGAUUUUAACCUGUGCUUUCCUUACAAUACACCACAACUGUGCAAGUAGUAACUUUCACUGAAUUCUGUUGUUUUUCUAGUGAAAAAAAAAUUUUUUUUUGUACUGGGGAUUUAACCCAGGAAUGCUUUACCACUGAGCCACAUCCCCAGCCCUUUUUAUUUUUAUUUUAGGACCUUAUUUGCUAAGUUGCUGAGUUGCUUAGUACUUAGUUGCUAAGGCUGAGGUUGGUCUAGAAUUUAGAUUCUCUUGCCUUAGCCUCCUGAGUCGUUGGGAUUACAGGUAUGCCCCACUGUGCCCAGCUCUCCAGUGAUUUUUUUUUUUUUACCUGAGGGUGGUUUUGCACCCCCAAACUUACAGUUGGUGUCAGAAAUGAGGACAGUCUUGUAGAGGACUCUGUUCUCUCAGCCUUUUCAGUUUGCCAACUCCAAGUAACUGAUCUGAAUGCUGGGGUUGCAGACAUUUACAAGUUAAACUGCCUAAAUUGGGUAUUGUGGCACACACCUGUAAUCCCAGCAACUGGGGAGGCCGAGCAGAAUGACUGCUAGUUUGAGGCCAACUUGGGCAAUUUGGUGAGGCCCUAAGCAACUUAGCAAAAUCCUAUCUCAAAAAACUUG